CGGCCUUAUCCAAACGACCCUCCUCGUGAUAUUCUCGGAGGUGGUAACAGUUUGCACUGGCUGCAUCUUUCACUCCUUUUGUCUGUAUCCCAUGUCUGGCCUGAGAUCUUGAAGAGUGGGCACUUUCCGGCUUGGAACUCUAUCGAAUCUUUAAAGUGGCUCCGCAACGAAGUCAUGAAGUUACCCCGUCAUACUAACCACCGACGGUGAAGCCCUCUUUGUUCGCAUCCUUGUCUGGGUUUUUUGACACUACCUCUGCUCGAACCCAUUUUUCUUUUAUCUGAAAAUUCAUCAUGAGUUUUCUCGAUUCUGUUCUCUCGUCCAUCGAGACGGGCAAACCGUCCCCAAUCCCCCAAGUUUCCUCCACCGUAUCGCCACCUGUCACUUCCUCCACUGUCAGAACCGAAGUACGCAAGACCAGUCUUGGACCACGGAAUGCUCCCCCAACAACAGAACGGAAACCCCUCAUGCAGGGGAUAAAGCGCAAAGCCGACGAGUCGCUGCCCCGUUCGUCAAAAUUGGCACCGCCAGCCCCUUUCAGAUCAACCGCCACGAAACCCACAAUCCCCGCAGCUGGAAGGGCACGUCCCAGUGCUCCCACAGCUGCUGUGGCGUCUGCCUCCACAAGUCGCUCAUCCACGCCUCAAAGAUCAGCGCAGGUGUCCUCGAAACCACCCCCCAAAGGCUCAUUUGCAGACCUCAUGGCAAAAGCCAAGGCGCUACAGGAAAAGACCCCCACACAGGUGGGUAUGUUCAAGCAUCAGGCUGCUACUAAGGAGAAGCUUAGCAAGGUAGAACGAAAGAAACGAGCGACAGAAGCUCAAACCAAAGAGAAGGAUAGUCGGUCGGCUAAAAAGCCUGGCGCCACUGCUACUGCAGCUGGAAGUGCCAAACCUGGUGUCACGAAGCCGGUGAAAAAGCGGGAGCCAGAAGAGCUCUCCUACAAAGGCACUUCACGACCUACACCCCGUCCCGCACAACCCGAAUAUCGUGGAACAGCGGGCUUGCCGGCCAAACGGAAUCCGAAUGAACUCAGGGCCCAGUCUCGAAGCAAACGGUCGAGAAUGGAUGAGUACUUGGGAACCGAUGAGGAAGAUGAGGGUGACUAUGCCGACGACUACGAUGACUAUGAUUCGGGAUCUUCAGAUAUGGAGGCCGGCUACGAUGCUAUGGAGGAGGAAGAAGCUGCUGCUCUGGCGGCGGCCAGGCGCGAGGAUGAGGAGGAAUGGAAUGCUGAACAGGCAGCCAAGCAGGCUAAAAUGGAACGCCUCAAGAAGCUCACUGCGCUGGCUGCGCGUCGAUAA
Aspergillus uvarum CBS 121591 is the source of this 1304-nucleotide messenger RNA. RefSeq lists its product as uncharacterized. The transcript has 2 exons. The record is from RefSeq and is a predicted model, not a curated record. The coding region runs from base 294 to 1304 and encodes 336 amino acids. NCBI's taxonomy places the organism in Eukaryota, Fungi, Ascomycota, Eurotiomycetes, Eurotiales, Aspergillaceae.